AUGCUUCGUCGCAAUCCCACGCGAAUUGAGCUGAAACCGGAGGAUCGGGAGGAGUAUUUUGAAGCCAGACGACUCGCAGCCGCCGCCGCCGCUGCCGCUGCAGCUAGUGCUCCCGGAACCAGCGGUGCGGGAGGAGGUGCACCUUCGGCGAACCUUCUUGCAGCAGCGCGGUUGGAGUCAGCGUUUCAGGGGAACCGAGCAUCUGGGAGGGAGGAGUGGGUUGCUGCAGGUGGUGGCGCGGAGGUGCAAGGGGCCCAGCUCUUUGAUGUGGAGCGGUGUUGGGGUGAGUGGGUGUUUGGGGUGGGUCCUGAGUUGAGUCCCUCUUCUCGUCAGGGAGGGAGGAGCGGGUUGCUGCAGGUGGUGGCGCGGAGGAGCAAGGGGCCCAGCUGGAGGGAGGAGUGGGCUGCUGCAGGUGGUGGCGCGGAGGAGCAAGGGGCCCAGCUGUUUGAUGUGGAGCGGUGUUGGGACCACCAGGUGCCAUGUAAGCCGCACGGUCUUCCCAGUGCGCCGCCUGCUGCCCCUGCGCUCUGCUCUGCUCUCUCGCCGAUCGACCUCUCGCCCCUCUCCACCCCUCUCCACCCUUUCAGACCACCCGGUGCCAUGUGCCAUGUGAGCCGCACGGUCUUCCCAGUGCGCCGCCUGCUGCCCCUGCGCUCUGCUCCGGGCGACAACCCAGGCUUCACAGCAAGGGAUGCUGCUCCUGUAAUCUUCAACGAGGUGGAAUACUCCCCGGACGGACUCGCUGUGGUCAAGGCCGACCCCCUGCUGGCGUCCCACGAGCCCCACCUGCGCUACCGCUACGCCCAGUUCCUCAAGCUCAAGAGGGCGCUGGAGCAGCACGAAGGAGGGCUGGAGCAGUUCUCCCGAGGGUAUGAGACGAUGGGCUUCACGCGUGAAAAGGACGCCAUAGUCUACCGCGAAUGGGCUCCUGCUGCCACGGCCGCCCAGCUAGUGGGAGACUUCAACGGGUGGAACGGCGAGUCCUGCUGGAUGGAGCGCAACCACUUCGGCGUGUGGUCCGUGCGGUUACCAGACAGAGACGGCCGCCCGGCGAUCGCGCACGGAUCGCGGGUGAAGAUCCGGCUGCAGAAGGGGGACGGCGGGUGGGUGGAGCGAAUCCCGGCUUGGAUCAAAUGGGCGACGGCCGAGCCGGGGAAGAUGGGGGCGUGCUACGAUGGCAUCUACUGGGACCCUCCGGCUAAGGAAAAGUACCAGUUCAAGUGCCCGCGCCCCCCCAAGCCUGACGCCCCGCGAAUUUAUGAGGCCCACGUGGGGAUGAGUUCGGAGGAGCCUCGAGUGGCCUCCUACGUGCAUUUCGCCAACUCUGUACUGCCACGCAUCAAGGCCGCCGGCUACAACACCAUCCAGCUCAUGGCCGUCGCCGAGCACUCCUACUACGCCUCCUUCGGUUACCACGUUACCAACUUCUUCGCCGUCAGCUCCCGAUCCGGCACCCCGGAAGAUCUCAAGUACCUGGUGGACACGGCGCAUUCCCUCGGGAUUCGCGUGCUCAUGGAUUUGAUUCACUCCCAUGCGAGCAAUAACGUUUCCGACGGGCUCAACGGGUUUGAUUUCGGGCAAUCGGCGGCCGAUUCGUAUUUCCACACGGGCGAGCGGGGGUAUCACAAGCUGUGGGACAGCCGGUGCUUUAAUUACUCCAACUGGGAGGUGCUGCGGUUUCUGCUCUCCAACCUCCGGUAUUGGCUUGAGGAGUUUCAGUUCGACGGGUUUCGCUUUGACGGGGUGACGUCCAUGCUGUAUCACCACCGGGGGAUCGGAAUGUCGUUUUCUGGAGAGUAUCACGAGUAUUUCUCGACGUCUACGGAUGUGGAUGCGGUGGUGUAUCUCAUGCUGGCGAAUGAUUUGAUUCACGGGGUGCGGCCGGAUGCGACGACGAUCGCGGAGGAUGUCUCGGGGAUGCCGACGCUGGGCCUGCCGGUGCCGAUUGGAGGGGUGGGGUUUGAUUACCGGCUUGCCAUGGCGAUUCCUGACCGUUGGAUCGAGUAUUUGAAGGAUCGGAGGGACGAGGAGUGGAGCAUGCGGGAGAUUGUUCACACGCUGACGAACCGGAGAUAUACGGAGAAAUGCGUUGCGUAUGCGGAGAGCCAUGACCAGUCCAUGGUGGGGGACAAGUCCUUCGCAUUCCUGCUCAUGGAUUCGGACAUGUACUUCCACAUGUCCGUGCUUGAGAAGCCCACCCCUGCUGUCGAGAGAGGCGUUGCUUUGCACAAGAUGAUCCAUUUCAUCACCAUGGCGCUGGGAGGCGAUGGGUACCUCAACUUCAUGGGCAAUGAGUUUGGGCAUCCCGAGUGGCUUGACUUCCCCAGGGAGGGCAACAACUGGAGCUACGACCGCUGCCGGCGGAUGUGGCACCUCCGAGACGACAAGCUGCUGCGCUACCAGCACAUGAAUCGGUUUGACCAGGCAAUGAACGCUCUGGAUGAGAAGUAUCACUUCCUAGCUGCGGACCAUCAGAUCGUGUCCAGUGCAGACGAGAAGGACCGGGUGAUUGUGUUUGAGAGGGGCGAUCUCCUAUUCGUCUUCAACUUCCAUCCCACCAAAACCUACGAGGGCUACAAGGUGGGGUGCAAGGAGCCUGGCAAGUGGCGAGUGGUUCUGGACAGUGACGCCAUUGAAUUCGGGGGCCAGGGGCGGGUAGGCCAUGACGUGGACCACUUCACAUCACCCGAAGGCAUUCCAGGCCGCCCGGAAACAAACUUCAACAACCGCUGCUGCUCCCUCCUAGUUCUCUCACCAUCUAGAACCUGCCAGGCGCUAGAUGUGGUAGAGGCGGAGGUUCGGGGCCUUGCAGAGUGCUGCGACAGAAUCGGCGCAGCACUGACCACGUGUGCGUCAACAACAGGCGACAUGGUGCUGGCAACAGAGAGGCUCAAGCUGGAGCUGGUUACCACCGUGCGCCGCCAGCAGCUCGUCGCCGCCUUCCUUAGAAGCUACCAGCUCUCGCCACAGGAGGUGCAAGCACUGCGGGAGGAUGAGAUCAGUGAGAAGUUCUUUGAGGCGCUCAACCGAGUGCAUGAGAUCCAUGCCAAUUGCAAACUGCUGCUGCGCACUCACCACCAGAGGGCGGGACUAGAGCUGAUGGAUCUGAUGGCAGUGUACCAGGAGGGGGCGUAUGAGCGACUCUGCAGGUGGGUGCAGGCGGAGUGUCGCAGCCUGGGGGACAGCGACGGGGACACACCUGAAGUGGGCCCUCUGCUGCGCACUGCAGCGCAUUGCCUUAAGGACCGACCCGUGCUCUUCCGCUAUUGCACUGAGGAGGUGGCCAACACGCGGCACAAUGCACUAUUUCGCCGCUUCAUCGCUGCUCUUACACGUGGUGGGCCGGGCGGCAUGCCUCGUCCCAUUGAGGUGCAUGCGCACGACCCGCUGCGAUACGUCGGCGACAUGCUGGCAUGGCUGCACCAGGCCCUAGCCUCAGAGAAAGAGUUGGCCGCAGCUUUAUUCGCCAGCACAGAUAAACCCCCAUCCACGUCAGCAGACUCAGGAGAAGGGGGGGCAAGGGCAGGGGGGGUGGAUGCUGACGUGGCAGCGGUGCUGGACCGCGUGUUUGAGGGCGUGUGCCGGCCGUUCAAAGUGCGUGUGGAGCAGGUGCUGACGGGGCAGCCGGGGCUUGUGCUGUGCUACAAGCUCUCCAGCCUGCUCUCCUUCUACUGCCACACUGUAGCCGAGCUGCUGGGCGAGCAAGCAGCGCUGUGUGUGGUUCUGAGGGACCUGAGCGAGGCAGCAGGGAGGGCGUUUCUCGAUGCAGUCAAGCUCAGGGGCGAUCGAGUGCUGCGCUUCCCUCCGGCAGUGCCCUCCGACCUCUCCCCCCCGCCUCUGGUGGGCGAGGGAGUGGCGGUGGUGUUGGAGCUACUGCAGGCGCAUGCCAGAGUGAUGGUCCCGGCUGGGGCUGCCAAACCGGAUUUCUUACCCGUCGCUGCUGCGCUUCUCGACCCACUCGUGGAGGUGUGCACGCGGGCAGCACAGGCGCUCACAGCAAAGGCCGUGACUGCUCUCUCCUCGGGCUCCUCCUCUCUCCCUCGCCGCGCCUCUGCUUCCGCAUCCAUGUCCGCAGCAGCAGGAGGGGAGAGUGGACCGCUGGGGAGAAGGGGGUCUGUGCCUGUGGGCAGGAGAUCUACUGAAGGGCAGGACGAUGGGGCUGAGAACACGGCGGUGGCCGUCGCGAGGCACAUUUUCCUCGCCAACUGCCUGGCAGCCCUACACGCACCCCUCGCCUCCUUCCCAGUACUCACACCCUACUCCCAGGGGCUGGCAGGGGCGCUCUCAGAGCACGUCACAGCCAUGGUGCAGCUCGAAGUGGCGGCCAUUCUCGACCACUGCAUGCUCUCCCCCAUCCUCCGCCUCAUCGCUCAGAUCAACCAGGCCUCCCAGCAACAACAGCAGCAGCAGCAGCAGCAGCAGGAGGGGACAGAGGAAAACGCAGGGGUAUCAGCAGCGGCAGCAUCGCAGCAGCAACAGUACCCGCCCCUGGCCCAGUUCCCAGAGGCGUCUCCCUCUGCUGUGGCGGAGUCACUGCAGCGGCUCUUUGCGCUGCUGGCAGGGGCGGAGGGGCGGCUGCCGGAGUUUGAGGCGCUGGGAGUGGCGAAGCUGAGGGCGCAGGCUGCAGGGCUGGUGGCGGGGGCGCUGGCAGACGCGUAUGCAGCGGUGUAUGAAGCGGUGUGUGAUGGAAGGAACCAGUAUCCUGAUGCUGGGGGGCGUGUUGGGCUCGGGGGUGUGUGUUUAGGGCUGCCCGAGUUUGAGGCGCUGGGGGGGGGCGAAGUUGAGGGCUCAGGCCGCGGGCUGGUGGCGGGAGUGCUGGAAGAUGCGGAGCAGCCGUUCCCAGUGCUAGCUGUUCUGGGCAAGGCGUGGGGUCGCACUUUCCCCAACUGCUCGCCAGGCACCGGAUUGACGUGUGAUGGCAAGGGCAUGGUUAUUCAGAUGUCGCUCAACAACACUCAGCUAGCGGGGUCCAUUCCAUCUGUAAUCGGCAAUCUCUCACUCCUGGCUCACCUCAACCUAGGAGCCAAUCAGCUAACAGGAGUCAUUCCAGAGUCUAUCGGAAAUCUCACCAACCUCUCCUACCUAGGGCUCUAUAACAACCAGCUAACCGGUUCGAUUCCGCGAUCCCUUGCGGCUCUCGCCAAGCUGCAAACGCUAACACUUUCUGACAACCGUCUCAACGGCACCCUUCCUAAUGCCCUCGGCAAGCUCACUGCACUCCUCAGACUCAAUCUGGACAACAACUUGCUGGCAGGCUCCCUCCCGUCAACACUCUCUGCCCUCUCCUCCGCCACUUACCUGAGCAUCUCUGACAACCUCAUCAACGGCACUCUCCCUGAUGGCAUAGGCGCCCUCUCUGCUCUCCAAAGCCUCGGUUUGGCCAACAACUCUCUCUCUGGGUCGCUCCCUGUGUCGCUCAGCAACCUCACCAACCUCGUCACCUUGGGUUUGACGAACAACAGCUUCUCUGGUCCCCUUCCCUCCUCCAUAUCGUCCCUUGGGAAGCUUGAAAAGCUCAAUUUGGGCUUUAAUCUCUUCACAGGCGCCCUACCCAUUAGCAUCAGGCGCAUGACUGCGCUAACCAGAAUCCGCCUGCACAACACAUCUCUCUCUGGCCCCCUCCCACCGCGCAUAGGGGAGCUCAGGAGACUCAAACAAGUGGACCUGAGCAACACGGGCAUCAGCGGUGUUCUUCCUGAAUCCAUGGGCCACCUGGACAAGCUCACAGAGCUCUACAUGCACGGGUGUCAGCUCAAUGGAUCUCUGCCCAUGCUUCUAGGGAACCUUACAGCUCUGCAAACACUCGAUCUAGGGAGCAAUCAUUUCUCAGGGGAAAUUCCCCUAUUUAUCAGCAGCCUCACACGCAUAGAGACUCUGGACCUCUCCGCCAAUCAGCUCACAGGAGUGAUCCCGGAUACUGUCAGCAGCAUGCAGCGACUGCAACAGCUUGAUCUCUCCUUCAACAGCCUCACAGGCUCUGUCCCUUCCACCACUACCUUGCUCACCAACCUCACCUCGCUUCAUCUAUCACACAACAACCUCUCAGGGACGAUACCGCCUUCCUUCUCCACCCUCACCGGUCUGCAGGCGCUGGAUUUGAGCUACAAUCCUCAGCUUAGUGGAUUCAUUCCCGCUUCCCUGGGACAGCUCAGCAACCUCACUUUGCUUGCAACCAACGCCACCAGCACCACCUGUCCCCUCCCGUCAACACCAUGCGAGGUGCCCCAGUCACCCACCUCGGCCUUCUGCCUGGCCUGCCCCGACUUCUGCUCCUCCUGCACCGACCCCUGCACCAGCUACCCGUCCAAUCCAUGCGGUCCCGGAGACUGCAUCCCCUCCUCCUCUCCUCCCACUCCCGCUUCUGCUUCCACCAACAAGGCCCCUCGACCAGCCGCCACCACAGCGCCUAACAGCUCCUACACCUGCCGCUGCUCUGCGGGUGCUGCUGCUGCAGUGGGAGCCAAUGGGCUGCCGACAUGUGUGACUUCCCCCCCACCACCGCCUCAGGAGUCAUCCAGUGCAGUUGCCAUGCCGACAGGAGCCAUCAUCGGCAUCGCAGUCGCAUCCUUCGCUGUGCUUGUCUGCUGCUUCACUCUCAUCUUCCUCUGCUGGCGAUGGCGCCACACCAGCCAGAGCAGGGAGCUGGUCAACCAAG
Closterium sp. Naga37s-1 is the source of this 6655-nucleotide messenger RNA. Lineage: Eukaryota; Viridiplantae; Streptophyta; Zygnematophyceae; Desmidiales; Closteriaceae. The record is from the annotation of a GenBank genome assembly.